GCUCCGCCUCGUCUCCCACUCCUCGCAGUCAAUCGUCCUCCCUCACACGCGCCCACCGCACUGCUUUACUUCACAGUGACAGACACCGGAGACGGACAGGCAUCAGACAGGAACAAAGGAAACGAACUCAUGCUGGCCUAGCUGACUUAACCCCUUCCCGUUCCUGCUUGCUACAACAUCACACGUCCAUCGGAAUCAGAAAAAAAGAACCCCAGAACCAGAAACCCUAACCAAGCAAAAAUCAAAACGAGCCGCCUCCGACCCCCCCGACGCAAUAUUAGAGUAGAACUCGCGUCUUCCUCGCCAUCCCCACAACACGACACGACACGACACGGCUCCCGCCACAAACUUGCUUCCCUAGCUGAAGCUUCAUCGCCACUCCUACUCAGCUACACGACACCCUCCCCCUACAACCUUCCAUAACCGACAAACACAUCCUCACACACAGCUCAACCAUGGACGGCUACCAGAGGAUUGAGAAGAUCGGUGAAGGCACGUACGGAGUUGUGUACAAAGCCAAGGACCUGAACAACCACAAUAGAAUAGUGGCGAUGAAGAAGAUCCGUCUGGAAGCGGAAGACGAGGGAGUCCCCUCCACCGCGAUCCGCGAGAUCUCGCUACUCAAGGAGAUGAACGACCCCAACAUCGUCAAACUACUCAACAUCAUCGCCGAGGGCCACAAGGUCUACCUGGUCUUCGAGUUCUUGGAUCUGGAUCUCAAGAAGUACAUGGAGGCCAUACCGGCGGGGAUGGGACUCGGCGAGGACAUGGUCAAGCGCUUCAUGAACCAGCUGGUCAGCGGUGUCAAGUACUGCCAUUCGCAUCGCAUCCUGCACAGAGAUCUCAAGCCCCAGAAUCUGCUCAUCGACAAGGAGGGGAAUCUGAAGUUGGCGGAUUUCGGUCUGGCGAGGGCGUUUGGUGUGCCGUUGAGGACCUACACUCACGAGGUCGUGACCUUGUGGUACCGUUCCCCCGAGAUCCUGCUGGGCGGAAAGCAGUACAGCACCGGUGUCGACAUGUGGAGUGUCGGCUGCAUCUUUGCCGAGAUGUGCACGCGCAAGGCCCUGUUCCCCGGCGACUCGGAGAUUGACGAGAUCUUCAAGAUCUUCCGACUACUCGGCACCCCCGACGAGACGACGUGGCCCGGCGUGACCUCCUUCCCCGACUACAAGAGCAGCUUUCCACGGUGGGACCGAGUAGACAUCGAGCGGAUGGUACCGAACCUUGAGCCCGCGGGUCUUGACCUUCUCGACGCCAUGCUCGUCUACGACCCUGCCGGCCGCAUAUCCGCCAAGCAAGCCCUCCUCCACGACUACUUCAUGACCGACGAAGGCGAGAUGAUGACGAUCGAGGCCAAGCCAUCGACUAAGCACCGAUAGAAAAUCCCACCUUGACGAUGAUGUGGGGGAUGUGAAGAAAAGUUGCGUGCUCUAAUACUUGGCGGCU
Messenger RNA from Tricharina praecox, 1446 nucleotides. RefSeq names its product kinase-like domain-containing protein. The coding region runs from base 456 to 1379 and encodes 307 amino acids. Gene Ontology annotation, molecular function: cyclin binding; ATP binding; cyclin-dependent protein serine/threonine kinase activity. Gene Ontology annotation, biological process: signal transduction; regulation of G2/M transition of mitotic cell cycle; regulation of gene expression. The record is from RefSeq and is a predicted model, not a curated record. Gene Ontology annotation, cellular component: nucleus; cyclin-dependent protein kinase holoenzyme complex; cytoplasm. The transcript is spliced from 5 exons. NCBI's taxonomy places the organism in Eukaryota, Fungi, Ascomycota, Pezizomycetes, Pezizales, Pyronemataceae.